CAAGGUCAAAAGGGUCAGCGAAGCGCGGACGGGCCGCGGCCCGGCGGCCCUGACCCCCGGCGGGACGGCUCGGGGACUCCAGCCUCGGACCGCGGGCCACUGGCCUCAAACUCUUCCAACAGACAAAGGUACUAAGUGCUGGGACGUGUGGUGAACAAAACAGAUGAGACCUUGACUCUCACAGAACUUACAAUCCAACAGAGCAGGUGUUUGGUGGAGACGACUUUCCCAGAUCACUACUACCUGGAAGUGAUUGACAUAUUCUGGUGCAAACCUUCAAGGAGGAAGCAGGCAAGACAACAUGAGCCAGCAACUGAAGAAAAGGGCAAAGACGAGUGGCCGGAAAGGUGUGGGUAAAAAAGCCCCCGGUAGGGCCAAACCAAGGCAACCCAAGCCCAGCCAAGCCCAGCAGGCAGAAGUGGAAGAACCUCUGGGCACAACAUGGGCCUUGCAGGAUGGCAACGUGUGCUCUGAGACUAGCCCUCCAGCUCUCGAAGAGGAUGUCUUCCCCGACUGCUACAUAGAAUGCAUAAUAAGGGGCGAGUUCUGUGAACCCAUCCUGGAAGAGGACACACUUUUUAAGUCCUUAGAAUACCUAAAGGAAGGACCAGACCAAGAGCCUCCUCAACAGGUUCUCGAAGCAAGCUCCUUUCUGCAGUGUUCCUUAGAGUACACGAAACCGGGGGCCACCCAAGAGCUUCCCCGAGGCAUUGAUGAAGAGAAUUCACUUGAGUAUUCCGAGUACAUGACAGGCAAGAAGCUUCCUCCUGAAGGAAUACCUGGCAUUGACUUAUCAGAUCCUAAACAGCUCGCGGAAUUUGUUAGAAAGAAGCCCAGAAAAAAUAAAGAUUAUCUACAGGCCAUCCCCUGUCCUCAGAGUGGCUGCCCGCGGAAGCUGAGGAACGCAGCCGCCCUGAAAAAGCACCUGCUGGUGCACGCGCCCCGAGACCACGUGUGCGCGGAGUGCGGGAAGGCGUUCGCCGAGAGCUCCAAACUGAAGAGGCAUUUCCUGGUCCAUACCGGAGAGAAGCCGUACCAGUGCACUUUCGAAGGCUGCGGAAAGCGCUUUUCCCUGGACUUCAAUUUGCGUACGCACGUGCGCAUCCACACCGGGGAGCGGCGUUUUGUGUGUCCCUAUGACGGCUGCAUCCGGAGGUUCGUUCAGUCAAAUAACCUGAAAGCCCACAUCUUGACGCACGCGAAGGCGCAAAAGUACCUGUGAAGGCGAAGGCGGGAAAGAGUCCUCCACCAGGAUGAGCCUAUUAACAGAAGAGUCGUCAGCAACAAAUAUACCUCAUUGAUUAUUGUUUUUCAAUCAUUAUUACAGCCCUAAAAGGCAUAUUCUUUAGUGUUAAUAAGGUGCUCCUAAUACUUUGGGAUACC
Microcebus murinus (gray mouse lemur) is the source of this 1383-nucleotide messenger RNA. Lineage: Eukaryota; Metazoa; Chordata; Mammalia; Primates; Cheirogaleidae. The record is from RefSeq and is a predicted model, not a curated record.